AUGUCAUUGUUGCCAUUGACAUUCCCACAGUCUCAUCAGGCACCAUACCUCAAGACCCUUUUCUUCUGCUGCAUUCUCUACUUCCCUUCCUAUAUGGGGCUGCCUGAUCCAGCAGCAACCACCCUUAAGCCCAUUUUCCCAAGCCCAUCUAAACCAACAACAACAACAAUCCCAGCAUUCCCAGAACAAUCUGAUGUUGCAGGUUGCCCACUUACUCUCUCAAAUGAGUUCUUUGAUGGGAUAAAGAGUGCAUGUGGUGUCACAAAAGAUGGUGGCGACAUGGAACUGCACCACAGUAGGUGCUGCCCUGUGCUUGCAACAUGGUUGUAUUCUGCAUACUCUUCUACUGCACUUGGCAUAGUAGAUCGUAGCCAUGGUCAUGGGCAUGGUAAUGGCCAUGCCACAUCAUCAUAUAACAUGAUGCCUUUGCUGCCAGAUGACUCUGAAAGCUGUAUGAAUGAGUUGGGAAAGGCUUUGAAAGUGAGAGGCAUUGAACUGACAAGGCCAAAUGAGACAUGUGAUGUGGUGUAUUGCUUUUGUGGCAUUAGGCUCCACCCUUUGAACUGCCCUGAUGCAUUUUCUCUGAGCCAAAGUGGGGAACUUGUUGUGGAUGCAAGUGUAAAAAGGUUGGAGAAGAAUUGCUUGAGUAGCACCACAAAUGUCAAUGGUUUCCCUGGUCUUGGAGGGUGUUCCAAGUGCUUAAACAGCCUCUAUUUGCUUAACAAGAAGACUUCAAACACAAGCAAAGCAGAAGACAGGACCACCAAGAUUCACAACAAAGAUUGUGAGCUCAUGGGUUUGACAUGGCUACUGGCUAAGAAUAGGACAGCUUAUAUGCACACGGUUUCUGCGGUGCUUCGCGCUUUGAUGUUGAACAGUGAUGGAUCUGACCCACAAUCCUGCUCCCUAAACAGUGAUGGAAUGCCUCUUGCUGUGGAUUCAUCUGAAAUCUCUGAUCACUCUUCAUCAACCAAUCUCCAACAACCCACCUCUCUUUCUUUGUUAUUAUUUCUUUGUUUGUUACUACUACCUUUGCAUUUUGCCAUGUUAUUUUCCUAA
This is a messenger RNA of Abrus precatorius (Indian licorice), 1059 nucleotides long. RefSeq lists its product as uncharacterized. The coding region runs from base 1 to 1059 and encodes 352 amino acids. The record is from RefSeq and is a predicted model, not a curated record. NCBI's taxonomy places the organism in Eukaryota, Viridiplantae, Streptophyta, Magnoliopsida, Fabales, Fabaceae. The transcript is spliced from 2 exons.